AUCGUCUUGCAGAAGCCCGCCAAAACCAAGUCAGUCCAGCCAACUCCCAGUCGCUGCUGCGGUCGCCCGUAAUGGACACUGCCUUGGGCAGUCUGGUGAUGGAAAUCGGCUACACGUUAACGGCUUCGCUGGAGGACUGCAAGAACCACCUGCCGAAGAUUGGCGACAGGAAGAACACGGCGCAGGAUGUGGCCAAGAUUAUUUCGUCGAUGUGUUUGACGCACGCGUCGCUUUCGGAGAGUCCUGUGGUACACGCUCGGCACAGCUGCUGCACAAAGCGCGCGUACGUCGAGUCUUCUUAA
Messenger RNA from Culex quinquefasciatus (southern house mosquito), 302 nucleotides. Its product is annotated as CCR4-NOT transcription complex subunit 1-like. The coding region runs from base 72 to 302 and encodes 76 amino acids. The record is from RefSeq and is a predicted model, not a curated record. The transcript is spliced from 2 exons. NCBI's taxonomy places the organism in Eukaryota, Metazoa, Arthropoda, Insecta, Diptera, Culicidae.